UCCCUCUCUCUCCUCUCCUCUCCUUAUCAUCAAAAACUGCUCUCAGCUCCGAUCAGCCUUUUCAAAUAAAAAUGUCCGAUAACCGAUCAUCAGCAAAGGUCGAUUCUUCCGGAGAGUUAUCAGAUGUUGAUAACGAAAACUGCAGUAGCAGUGGAAGUGUCGGUGUCGGCGAGACGAAGAGGACUUGCGUUGAUUGCGGAACACUCCGAACUCCUCUUUGGCGUGGUGGCCCUGCUGGACCUAAGUCAUUGUGCAAUGCUUGUGGGAUCAAAAGCAGGAAGAGGAGGCAAGCGGCUCUCGGAAUCAAACCAGAAGAGAAGAAGAGAAGCAGAAAAAGCAGUAGCAGUGAUAGUGAUCUCAGCUUUGAAGAUCGAAACGUCAAGAAAGCUGAUGAUGAUUCGAGUGGAAUUAAUAGUAGCAGCGAAGGAGUGAGUAAGUAUUUGGAUUUAGGGUUUAAAGUUCCUGUGAUGAAGAGAUCGGCGGUUGAGAAGAAGAGGCUGUGGAAGAAACUCGGAGAGGAAGAGAGAGCCGCUGUGCUUCUCAUGGCGCUCUCUUGUGGCUCUGUUUAUUCAUAAGCGAUGAAUAAAUUGAAGUGUGAGGUUUUGAUUAAUUAAUUUUAAUUAGAUAGAGAGGGGAAAAAUGUGUAUGAGUGUGUAAUGGUUAGUGAUGUCUUUUUUUUUUUAUUUGGUUCCCACUAAUGUUAUGUGUUCAUUCGCUAAUGAAAUUUCAGUUUUGAGAGAGCAAGAC
Molecule: messenger RNA, 747 nt
Organism: Eruca vesicaria subsp. sativa (arugula)
Lineage: Eukaryota; Viridiplantae; Streptophyta; Magnoliopsida; Brassicales; Brassicaceae
Source: the annotation of a GenBank genome assembly